Ilex paraguariensis (yerba mate) is the source of this 1389-nucleotide messenger RNA. NCBI's taxonomy places the organism in Eukaryota, Viridiplantae, Streptophyta, Magnoliopsida, Aquifoliales, Aquifoliaceae. The record is from the annotation of a GenBank genome assembly.
AUGAAGAGAGUUUCAUCAUCAUCCAAAUUCUCUUGGAGAGACCAUUGGUACCCAGUCUCUCUCAUCGAAGACCUUGACCCUGCCCGCCCAACUCCAUUCCAGCUUCUCAACCGCGACCUCGUCCUCUGGCUCGACAAAUCCACCUCACAGUGGGUCGCAUUCGAUGACAAAUGCCCUCACCGCCUCGCUCCUUUAUCUGAAGGAAGAAUAGAUGAAAAUGGGCACUUGCAGUGUUCCUACCACGGGUGGUCGUUUGAUGGGUGUGGAUCCUGUACUCGGAUUCCUCAGGCAUCGCCGGAGGGGCCGGAAGCUCGAGCUGUUCGGUCUCCAAGAGCAUGUGCCACAAGGUUUCCUACUAUGGUGUCUCAGGGUCUGCUUUUUGUUUGGCCUGAUGAGAAUGGGUGGGAACGAGCUGAAGCCACCAAGACUCCUAUGCUGCCUGAUGACUUUGAUAAGCCCGAGUUUUCAACAGUAACAAUUCAGCGCGAUCUGUUCUAUGGCUAUGAUACUCUUAUGGAGAACGUCUCUGAUCCUUCCCACAUUGAUUUUGCUCAUCACAAGGUUACAGGGAGGAGGGAUAGAGCCAAGUCCUUGCCUUUUACGAUGGAGUCUACUGGCCCAUGGGGCUUUGCUGGAUCAAAUGAGGAUAAUCCAAAAAUCAGCGCCAAAUUCGUUGCUCCUUGUUACUACAUCAAUAAGAUAGAGAUUGAUACCAAGCUUCCUAUAGUAGGGGAUCAAAAUUGGGUGAUAUGGAUUUGUUCCUUCAAUGUGCCGAUGGCACCAGGGAAGACCCGUUCAAUUGUUUGUAGUGCUCGAAACUUCUUCCAGUUCACAAUGCCGGGCCCUGCCUGGUGGCAGGUGGUUCCUAGAUGGCAUGAGCACUGGACUUCCAACAAGGUAUAUGAUGGAGACAUGAUUGUGCUUCAGGGUCAAGAGAAGGUCUUUCUUUCAAAGUCGAAAGAGGAUUCUGCUGACAUCAACAAGCAGUACACGAAAAUCACGUUUACACCUACACAAGCUGAUCGUUUCGUCUUGGCAUUUCGCAAUUGGCUGAGGCGACAUGGCAACAGCCAACCCGACUGGUUUGGCGUCACUGACCAACCGCUGCCGUCUAUUGUCUUAUCCAAACGACAGAUGUUGGAUAGAUAUGAACAGCACACACAGAAGUGUUCAUCAUGUAAAAAAGCUUAUACAGCAUUCCGGACGUCGCAGAAAUUCCUAAUUGGUGUAGCUGUUUUAUGCUCUGCAACAGCUGGAAUUCCUUCAGAUAUGCAAUUGCGUAUUAUUUUGGGUGGUCUUGCACUUAUAAGUGCUGGCUUGGCUUACGUGCUACAUGAACUCCAAAAGAAUUUUGUGUUUAUCGAUUAUGUGCAUGCCGAAAUUGAUUGA